This is a messenger RNA of Pseudonaja textilis, 1552 nucleotides long. RefSeq names its product TSC22 domain family member 3 (gene TSC22D3). Gene Ontology annotation, biological process: negative regulation of activation-induced cell death of T cells; regulation of transcription by RNA polymerase II. The record is from RefSeq and is a predicted model, not a curated record. Lineage: Eukaryota; Metazoa; Chordata; Lepidosauria; Squamata; Elapidae.
GGGGGCUGUUGGCCGAACAGUCCGGAGGGGAAAGCGAAGCCGAGCGCAGAGGGAGCGGCGAGGUCCCGACCGAUCCAGCAAGUAGCCGAGGCCGCGGGGAGACCUUGCCGACACCUCCUGGCCAGAAGGGAGGGCAGCGGCCGAGCCAGCGCCUCGGGGCGAAGUGCCUGUCCCCGAGCGCCGGCGAAGCGGGGCGGUCUCCAGCUGCCCCAGCCACCUCUCCGCGCCGCCAGCUUCGCCUCCUGACAGGACAGGAAUGUCGAGCUCCCCGCUGAAGGAGCGCCGCUCGCCGGUGGGGCUGGAUUGCUGCAGCUGCUGCCUGGAUCUGGCCAACGGCCCCCUCGGCUACAACAGCCAUUUGAGCGCCCUCCUCCAGCUGCGCGAGCAACUGGCGUGCGAGAGCCUCGGAGCCGCCUCCGAGCUGAGGCGCCUCAUGCGGCAGGACUCCCUGGAGCCGGUGGUGCGCGACCCCCGUUACCUUCUCAGCCGCGGGAUCUGCAACCGGAACAUCGACCAGACGCUGCUCUCCAUCCUGCUCUUCUUCCACAGCGCGUCCGGGGCCAGCGUGGUCGCCAUCGACAACAAGAUCGAGCAGGCCAUGGAUCUGGUCAAGAAUCACCUGAUGUACGCCGUGCGAGAGGAGGUGGAGGUCCUGAAGGAGCAGAUCAAGGAGCUGGCAGAGAAGAACUCCCGCCUGGAGCUGGAGAACAGCUUGCUGAAGAACCUGGCCAGCCCUGAGCAGCUGCAGAAGUUCCACUCCCACCUGCCCCUGGAGGCUCCAGCCGGCCCCGAGGAGAAGAGCCCAUGUGCCCCAGCCCAACACAGGGCGGGCUCUGCAGUGUAAGGUGGCUCUGUCCAUGGGGUGGGCAGAGCCACGGAACUGUUUCAACUUGAUCUCCAAGCGAAUGUGGUUUCCUCGCAUCUUCUUUGGAGGACUCCAGAGGGGGCCCUUCACCUGCGGCCCCUUCCUUGGGUUGGCCAGAGACACUCCUGAGAAAAAGGAGUAAGGCUGCUCUGGCGUUGCUGCGGGCGUAUGGCUGCUCCCCACUAGAGGAGAGAAACUGCUGAAGGUGGGGGCACCGACAGCUGGCUAAGAAGAAUCCAGUUGGAGGUUUUUGUCAAGCUGCUCAGAGAAAAGGUGGCCCCCAUCUCUCCGGGGAUAGGAACGGGGCCCCUGCCCCUCACUAGCCCUCUUGCUCCAAGAGCCAGGCGUCUGUGUGCAGCACCCACCUGUUGCCAACUUGGGCAUGUGGGGAGCUGCCACGAUGCGGACUAGAAUGAGGACUGUAAGCCAGAGGACAGGGGCUUCUCCUGCUGUGGUUUGUCCGUUGACACUUGUAUACUGACAACGGGGGGGGGGGAGAGAAAGACAUCCUCUCCUUUAUCGAUGUUCCCUGCAGCCCCUGGAUCUGUCGAUGGGGACAAAAGAGGAGCAGGAGGAGGGGGCUAGGGGGCUCUCUCUCACACGCACCCCUGGGAGGGGAAGCUUGCUUCUGUAGCGCACUCUGAGGAUGGGUGCAUAAUGAGAUAAUGCAAUAAAUUUUGUUGUACA